GGAAUUUCAUCGAUGAGCUUCGCUUGGUGCCUUCUUUUUGCUGCAGACUGGUGGAUUGCCUCCCAUCUUCACCUGGACGGCUCCAUGAAGGCCGUGUUGUCGGCCUUGUCGGUCACCGCGGUGGCCUUCGUGGUGAUCUUCGGCUUGGAUAAGGUGGCCGAUAGCAAAUAUGAUGAUGUAGAGGUGCAUCGUGCGCUGCGGGGCAUGAUUGCCGGACUUGGCCUGCUAGUGGGUUUCUCCUGGGAGCGUUGCUUCGACGCCUCCUUGGAGGGCCUCACGCAUCACCACUACUUCGGGAAAGUACCGCCGGCCAUCAGCCGCGUAGCAUUGGCGAUCGGUUUGGCUCUGUUGGUUCUUCCUGCUUGGAAAUGGUACAUCUUGCCCAUGCUCCAUGGACUCCAUGGGGUGGAUCAUCCCCAGGCCAAAAAAGUGGAAGAAGAAACGGCUCGUUCCAGACGCGUCUUCGGCCGCCUUGGCUCCAGCAUGAGUUUGCUGAGUGAUGUGACGUCUGGAACGUCUGGGACGUCGGCGUGCAAGGGCAAGUUGACUCGGAGAUGUUCAACCUUCAGCCGGGAAGGUUCCGUGAGUUUGGUCAUUGCCUAGGAAAACCUUGGGAACUGAGCUGGCCCAAUUUUUUUCUUCAACGACCUCUUGGGUCGCUUUGUCAAUAUUGUCAAUUUUCUUUCCAGGGAGUUCCAUGCUUCAAAGCGUCAAUUUGAGAGCGUUGGACCUGUUGUUGC
Cladocopium goreaui is the source of this 740-nucleotide messenger RNA. Lineage: Eukaryota; Dinophyceae; Suessiales; Symbiodiniaceae. The record is from the annotation of a GenBank genome assembly.